Trifolium pratense (red clover) is the source of this 507-nucleotide messenger RNA. RefSeq lists its product as uncharacterized. Lineage: Eukaryota; Viridiplantae; Streptophyta; Magnoliopsida; Fabales; Fabaceae. The transcript is spliced from 3 exons. Bases 1 to 507 code for a protein of 168 amino acids. The record is from RefSeq and is a predicted model, not a curated record. Gene Ontology annotation, molecular function: zinc ion binding.
AUGAAUUAUGCUCACAUGCACAUUGAGCUGCAGAUGGAUCCAUAUGUAAUUUUUUGCCGGUGCAAUAUGGGGAUAAUGUUACGGUUACGUUCAAAUUCGUCUAAAAACAAAAAUAGAAUGUACUACUGCUGUACAAAAUCAAAGAAAUUGGAAAAUGGGAGCUGGGAUUGGGGUUGCAACUUCUUUUUGUGGGAGGAUGAACUCAGGCGUUGUUCGUGCGGUGAUGGUAUGUGUGCUCUUGUACGAUACAAUAAGGAGGACGUGGAAGUGUGCUCCCUGCAGGGUUGUUCACUAGCUGGUAAGAGUCCUCGUACGUUUGCAAGAGGGGAAGGUUCUUCUAGAGAGUGCCAAAGGUGCAAAGUUUUAUCAAUCAAAAUCAAGAUUUUGGAAGCCAAGUUGGAGGUUGCUCGAUCUCCGGAGAAGCAUGCCAACACAUCAUCUGCCAUUUUAUUCGAUGCUUUGGAAGAGGUGUCUGACGCGGUGGAGGGACUAUCGCUGGACCAUUAA